Molecule: messenger RNA, 741 nt
Organism: Penicillium digitatum Pd1
Lineage: Eukaryota; Fungi; Ascomycota; Eurotiomycetes; Eurotiales; Aspergillaceae
Source: RefSeq, a predicted model, not a curated record
AUGGACCGCUCCAGCAAUGAUCUCCAAAUAUCAGCUAUACCGCAGAGUGAUUCUCAUGCUAACACGGCACGCAAGAUCAUGGAGAUUAUGUUGAAUCUUCAUCAUUGGGAUAAGGGCAUUUUCGAAGAAGUCGAAACCGCGUCCACCAUCGUCCAUCAAAUCGCGCUACAUGUUUUUCCAUUAGCAGGGGCCAGUUUUGAUUCGAGUCGAAUCUGCAGUCUUGUCCAAAAGGCUGAAUGCGUUUGUGCAGAAAAACGGGUCGGUUGCCUUUCGAAUUAUGCGCUUGCUGAGGCCAUCAAAGGUCUUGGGUUGUCAGAGAAAGAAUCGGGUGCGAGCAGUGGACACCAGUCCAUGGCAGCAGUGUCUAAAUCCCACCACCUAGCAGGGCAGAAAACAGCAGAUGAAGGUGAAAGCACUGAUCUUAGCAACGUAGACCUGUUGGCGAAUGCCUUGCCACGUCUUUUGCGAGUGGUGAGGAAAGAGAUUGAUCCUGAAAGGAGAGCCGUUUUCUCGGAGACAUUGGAGGCGGUUUUUCUAGAUUAUGUAACGACACAGGUCAAGGCACAGAUGCACGCUGAUACAAAGAUACUCGAAUCGUCACUCUUGCCUCCUGGAAUGAAUGAUAGGGUACGUCAGGUCAAGGAGAUCUUGACACGUCUUUGUCGCUUGGCAAGGGAAAACGUUGACAAUGAAGAGAUCAACCGGCUCAUUUUAGUCUUCUUGCGCAUUCUUCGGUGCUAA